Molecule: messenger RNA, 9219 nt
Organism: Diabrotica virgifera virgifera (western corn rootworm)
Lineage: Eukaryota; Metazoa; Arthropoda; Insecta; Coleoptera; Chrysomelidae
Gene: UBL3
Product: ubiquitin-like protein 3
Exons: 4
Molecular function (GO): protein binding
Source: RefSeq, a predicted model, not a curated record
AAACGUAAAAAUAUAAAUCUGCGCCUGAUUCUCGUCAGCGGCAAAACAAAAGAGUUUUUAUUCAGCCCUAGUGAUUCCGCUGGGGACAUUGCACAACAUGUUUUUGACAAUUGGCCGGAUGAUUGGUGCCAAGAAGCUGUCUCAAAGGCUGAAAUACUCAGACUUAUCUAUCAAGGUCGCUUUCUUCAUAGUAACGUAACUUUAGGUGCACUAGGAUUACCAUUCGGAAAGACUACAGUGAUGCAUUUGGUUCCGAGGGAAACACUUCCAGAGCCUAAUUCGCAAGAUCAACGACAAAAGAGCAAAGGUGGUAACAGUAGUUGCUGUUCAACAUCUUGCUGCAUCUUGUAAACCGUAGUACGAACACCGAACAAAAUUUUAUCCCAGAAGAGACUAGAUACAAAAAAAGAAGCGGUAACCAUAUGAAACUAAGUAAGAAUUAGAGUGAAAUUUUUAACUCCAGAUGCGGUUAAGAGGACUUAGCCUAAAAAAAAUUAAGUAAAGUUGUGAUAUACGUGUAUAAAAUAUAAAAAAUCGAUACUCAAUGUGCCAGACUAUAAGUGUGUGAUCAAAACGAACACUGCAAUAGUAUAUUUCGUACAGGAUGAUAAUUUUAAAACAAGACUGCCCAGUGUCAUUAUGUGGAAAUGCAAAACGUAGUGUUGGAUCAUACCUCUGCAAUAAAAAAAUCCGCCACUAAUGUUGCUUUUAAAUUUUUCUGUGUACAUUAUUAACAUGUCAGAAAGUAACAACAGAUUAGUUUAUCCUCAUUAAUAUCAUUAUCUUUAAGUUUAUCCAGAUUUUUCCUAGUUAGUUUCUUUACAUGUUUAUGUCUUGGAUUACCUAUAUAAAUUCCAAUGUGCGUCACAGAAUUAUCACAUCCCUCACUACGUUUAUGUCUUUCUACACUUCUUCACCUUAAUUUUCAUUUAAUAUUUGUCACCAUAUAUACUACUUCUAAGUUCUACCGGUUUUUAUCAAAACUUUUACUGCAGAUUUUCCUGCAAGUAGUAGGUACCCAUCACAAUAUACUUUUAAUUCAAAUCAGAUCCAAUUAUAUUUCUUAUUGAUAACUUUUGUAACACUGAAGGACAGUAAUGGAGAAACCAAAAAUUCGUAUUUGAAUAAUAUAUAACAAAAUCAACAGGGUUUUUAUUUAUUUUUACAAUAAUUUUGAUGACUCAUCGAAUAAUGUCGGCGCAGCUUUGACGGUGCAUGUAAAAUGCAGCCUUGACGAACUCCUCGCUUUAUUGGAAAUUCUUAAGAGGUUUCAUUUUCUACUCGUACAAAAGCCAUUUGUUGUAGGCACAAGUUACUGAUUAGGCGGAAAUAGCUGUCGUCUAUACCAGAUGCCUUUAAUAUUUGAAUCAGUUUUUGUAUUUUUCUUGAGUUUGUCAAAUGCUUUCUCGAAAUCAAUAAAGCAUGCGUAAACACCGCAAUUUACAUCUCGAGCUCAUUGCUAAAAACUUGUAAAAAUACUGCUUUUUGUGCUCCAACUCCGUUUCAAAAGCUAAACUGAACAUUACUAAUGUUUUCCUCAAGUUUUCUGUGUAUGCGAGAAUGAAUCACAACAGGAAGAAUUUUAAUUGCAUGGUUCAUUAGGCUUAUAUCCUGUGUUCGGAGCAUUUGGUGGCAAGUUUUUUAUAGGAAAAAUAAUGCAGAUGGAAACUAGCCAGUCUCUAGGACUCUAGGCAAUUCACUGGUUUUAUUAAAUCUUAUUAAGUUUAAGUUGAUCAUCUUCAAAGAGUUUUCUCUUUAUUGUAUGUUAUCUGGCUACGGUGCUUUAUUGUUAUUUAAUCGUUUUAUUAGCCAAGAACAUAGAUUUCUGGCUAUUGAUAUUCUUAGAAUAAUUCUUCCAUGUAUUCCAUGUCCCUUCAUGUCUCAAGUAUUCUCCCAUUUUCGCAAAGCAGCUUAUUGUGUUUGUCGAAUAUUGAAAUAUUUCUUCGCGACUUGUUUCCUCAUAUUACGGUUUUGAUUUUCUUAUGUAGAUUAAAAAUGUCAUAUUUCUUUUCCAGGGACUCUAUUUCAAUGCAAUGAUUCCGAACUAUUUUGCUUCUUUGAUCUCUUGUAAAUAAUUCUAUUUAUUUCUUUGUACCGUCUUUCAUCUUUGUUUAUAUGUAUUUUCUUCGAUCUUCCAUGAUUCUAAUAUUUCUUUUGCAGACUUUUUUCAGGUGUAGCUUAAACCAACCCAACAUAAGAUUAUGGUCUGAGGGAAACAUCAGCUCUUGGAUGUUUUUGCAGAUUUUUCGGAAUUUUGAAGUAUUUUUUGUUUAUGAUGAUAUACCUAGUCAAUCUGGUUUCUGAGAUAUUUUUAGGGACAAUCAGCUGGAGAUUCUCAGUUUUCGAGGUGGCAACUGCAAAAAAGUGUUCAUUAUCACACUGUCUAUUUCUUGACAGAACUCGAUCUCCUCUAUCCAGAGUCGAUCUCCUGUAUCCUUCCUUAUCUUCAAUCCAAAGUGCUACAGUAUUGUCAACGACUCCGUUUUUUAGGCCUUAAGGGCAUAAAAAUAUCAAAGCCUUCAUAAAAAUCUAAAAAUCUCGUGUUGUUUUUGAUAUUGCCUCCAUAAUCUUGGAAUACUGAUCAUUAUUUUGGCACAUAAAACUUUUGUUAUUAUUUAAAAUAUAUUUAUUAAUGAAUUAUUCCCCUUGUACUAUAUAUGUCAGCAAUAAAUAAAUAUAAUAUCAACAUAGUUUUUUUAACUUUACUUGCUCAAAAAACCCUUUUUUUGAUAGAUAAAAAUGAUAGAUAUUUUUUAAUACAUUAUUAGUUAAAGUUCUGCAAGCAGACUAAGAGAGUGAUUAAUUUAAUAUUCAGCUCAGCGGGGUGCUAUCCUUCAAAGCGUGAAUUUCUAUCAUCAAGGGAACUACCUGUUUUAUGGAAUAAUCCCUUGUUUCUUUAAGAACACAUUUCCAUCAAUAGUACUCCGCUGCGCUGAGCUGAAUAUUAAUGGCUCUCUUAGUUUGCUUGCGGAACUAUACGAUGAAUGGCACUGAGUAUUUUUGUCUAAAGCGAUCAUCCGGGUAUGUUUCUGUGUAAUUAUAAAUAGUUGUAUAUUGUUUUAUAUUUUAGGAUUGUAAUAAUUUUAUUGUUUUCUGUCAUAUUGUUCGUCCCCAUCAUCCUGUAAAUGUUCCCAUAUUCAUCUGUCACUACUAAGGAAAAUUAAAUGAUAUUAUCUAUGUAAAAAAGUACUACCUCGAACAUUUGGAAUUCUUAGUAAAAAGUUUACUGAAAAAAUAAUUUUAAAUUUUUAUUUUUUUUUUAAAUAAAAUUUAAAAUAAAAUAAUUUUUUUUAAUAUACAGGUUGUCCAGAAACUUUCCUGACAAACGAAUCCGGAGAUUCCUCAGAUAAUUUUAAGACAAUUUAACCCAAUUCACCUAGUCCAAAAAUGCUUCCUAUGGCAGCUAGAGCUCCUUAAAGAUGGCGUCUUGUAAUUAGUUUUUUUAAUACCUCCAGAACGAUUGUAUUUAGAAAACGAAAACUGGUACGCUUAUUUAUCUUCCAGAGAUAAAUCGUUUCCAUCAAUUGCGAAUUUCUAGUACCAGUCAUAGGCGUCCGUUUUGGGUAGGUCAACGGUUAUUUUAUCGUUAUAAUUUUUUUGUCUUUAACUUUUUGGAAUUUUUGGCACUAGAAUAUUAACCUGUAAGACAUUUUGAUACUAAAAGGUAUUCUUGCUUUAAGUCGGUAUGAUACACCAUUUUCUAGAAAAAUCGAUUUGAAAAUUUUUCGUUUUUUUGAAAUUGAAAAAAAAAUUCAAAAAUAAACGGUGUGUUUUACCGACUUAAAGCAAGAGUAACUUUUAGUACUAGAAUACCUUACAAUGUAAUAAUCUAGUGUAAAAAAUGGUUAAAAGUUAAAAGAUAAAAAGUUUUCGAUACAAUAAUCGAAUAACCGUUGACCUACCAAGGACGCCUAUGACCGUUACUAGAAAUUCGCAAUUAAUGGAAUCGAUUCAUCUCUGGAAGAUAAUUAAGCGUGCUAGUUUUCGUUUUUCUAAAUAAAAGCGUCCUGGAGGUAUUUAAAAAACUUAUUACAAAGUGCCAUCUUCAAAGAGCUACAGCUCCCUUAGGAAGCAUUUUCGGACUAGGUGAAUUGGAUAUCAUGUUUUUAUUACUUUCCAACUAUUUGCCAAAAUCCACAUGUUUGUAGACCAGAACUUUGAUUUGUUUUUGUAUAACCAAACCAGAUAAUCCUUGAAAAUACAAUCACUAGGAAUGAUUUGUAUAGGCACAUGUAAAAUUUUUUGUUCGACGCAGUGCGCACGUUUAUCAAAUUUCUGUCGCCAUUUUCUUUAUACAUCUAUUGUACAAUCACAAUAAAGAUGCACUAGAAAUAAACAAACCAAGACACGUUGAAUGUUAUGAGGAGCACUCCCAAAUCAUAAUUUACAAUGUAUAUACAUUGUAAAUGUAUAUACAUUGUAAAUCCCUAAUCAUGAUUUACAAAGUUUAUACAUUGUAAAUCAUGAUUCUGGAGUGCUCCUCGUAACAUUCUACGUGUCUUGGUUUGUUUAUUUCUAGUGAAUCUUUAUUGUGAUUUUAGUAUAGAUUUUAUUUAUUAAUGAAAAAAAAAAUAAAAACCUUAUCUUGUAAAAAAUUCCUAAAAGGGGUUAUAUCACAACAAAACGUUUUCGGAAUCAAUAUUCCAGCAUCAGUGUUAUCACAGGUUUACAUGUUUUAAGCCACCAAGGCUUAAGUUGUUUUGAGUCUUGAGUUGUUUUAAAAUGUAUUUUGGUGGCUUAAAGCAUAUAAACCUGUGAUAACACUGAUGAUGGACUAUUGAUUCCGAAAACGUUUUGUUGUGAUAUCACCCUUUUUAGGGAUUUUAAAUAUACCUUUUACAAGAUAAGGUUUUUAUUUUUUGUGAUUUAUGGUAUACAGCCAGUUACAAGAAUUUUCCUUGUAAUAUUUUUAUUAUUAAUGCACUUCUUUUUUUUUCAGUAAAUCGAAAUACAUUCUUUAGUUUUUGUUUAAUGCUGGUAAUUAACGAUUGCCUAGAAUGAAAUCCGUUUUUACUAAGAGGCUUCCAAAUGUCGAAAAAAUAUGGAUAAUAUAAAUAAAUGUGCUAGCUUUACACAAAAUUGUGCUGUUCCGUAGAAUAAAAGACACGUCUGUAAUACUGUCUUCAUUGAACAGCUUGUUAGUAUUAUAUGAAAUUUAUUGUAUUUCUUUAAACAGUUUUUAAACCUACAUUUUUAGUAUUUUGUUCAGAAAGAAAACUUAUCUAUUGUUCUAAAUACAUCAGGAACAUUCUUCCUUUAUGAUUCUAUUUUAAAAUAAUAAACAUUUUGUCAAGAAAUGUUCUUAUGAUUUUUGCUGUGGGUAAUAAUAUGCUUAAUUUACAUUUUAUGAAAUGAACAGACUCUAGGAUCUAGAACAAACUAUUUCUAGGAUCCUUUUUUUUUAAUUCAAUCCAUUCAAUACCGGCUACGCAGCUACUGAUCUAUGCCGAGCAUUGAUUGUUUACCCCGGUCUAUAUAGACAUUUGAAAUAACAAAAAUUGCCGGAGAGCCAAAUUUUGGUGGAGAGCUAGGGUAUACCAUAACAAAUAAAGUAUUAAAAGUCCCCAUCGAUCCCAUGUGUGCAACAAAAGUUAUUCGGGGUCAAAGGUCAAAACGGUAAGUUUUAUCAAAAAAGAACCUUAAACCAAAGUUGCAGAUCUUAAAAUUCUCUACAAAAAUAGUGUUUACUAUUUUUUUCCUAAGAGUUGCCAUUCCUGAGAUAUCGCGAUUCUAAGAGUCACAUUAUACAUGAUAUGCACGCACACGUUUCCACACCACCUGCACCUGUGAGGUAAUGUACUCGGCGCGUUUUUUUACCUUGGUUUUCCCUGUAGGCCUACUCCACUAACUAUUUUGACAAUUUUAGGAUAAUUUAAGGAAACAAUACCGGUCAAAUUCUAGAUAUUACCUUAUUAUUGAUAUUGAUUAUUGAUAUUGCUAUUGAUUAUUAGGUUAACUAUUGUUUUGAUUUCUUUAGAUAUUUUAAUCAGAUUCAUAUUCUUGAAAGUCUACUUCAAGAGUCAAGUCUUCUUCGAUUUCAUCUUCCUCUUCCUCUUGCUGGAUGUUCAAAAAUUGUUCAAAUGUGACUGAGUCAUUGGUCUCUUCAUUAAAAUCACAGGAGUCUUCCUCUGUUGUACUAAACUGGACAUUUGAACAAGACUGACCUUGGCAGUUGGUACACGCUAGAGAACACAGCAACCCGACUUAUUUACAUCCACAUUUGGCACUACAACCUUUUUUGCGAUUGCAAAAAAUAGUGUUAAGGAGUUUUUCUGGAGCAGGUGGGAGUAAGGUUUUAAUCGGUUCCAGAGUAUUAUCUAUUAAUUUCCAACCCCAGUCUUCUGGAUUCAAUUCAUUGCCUAGCCAUGUUUGAACUUGAUAAUAUACUCGAUACAAAUGUUGAAAAGCAGAUGCUGAUGUUGGAGGAAGACAUGAUAGUUGUACUUGUUUCUUGUUUCGCGUAUUUUUUACAAAAGUUAAGUAUCGGUAUUUAUCAAGACAACUAAUUUUUUUUGAGCUCCAUAAACCGCAAGAAGAAAGCGAAUUCCUUCCGUAAUUAUUGUUUCGGUGUGGAAUCAAGUUCUGUAAAAUCUUUACAGUUACAGCAGUCAGUCAAAUCUUUUUUUUUUUUUCGAAUAAUUUAAGUACUGACGUUUUGCCCCUUCUGUACAUUGCUAACGUAGUGUCGCAGCCGGUUAUCGCAUGUAAAAAUAAAAUGUACUUUUGGCAUUUGGGAUAAGCCGAUAAACUUUUCGAAGAAUAUAUCUCUGUUCGCUGUUGAGCCCUUCCAGGUUUCAGAAAAUAAAUAACUUUAUCUACUGGAGUCCUUGCAGUAAGCAGUGCUAACAAAUCAACAUCUUCACCAACUACAAUUGUUGUGUUUGUUGCCUUAAAUUUUUCAAUUGCUGUCUCAAUUAUAAGGACAUCUACGUCAUUUUUAGCUUGUUUCAUGGAAAUAGCAAGUUUCAGUUAACAUGGAAAUGAAACGAGAUUUAUUAUUAAUGUUAGCGAAAAAUUGUUGUUGAUUCGCUGGAACUGUUAUAUUUUCAUCAAAGAUAAUCUCGGAACCCGAUGAUGUUUUUGUAGUUCGACGACGUUGUUCUGCAGCUUUAAUAUUCUUUGUUGAGUCACUGUAGCCGUCAAAUACCACUGUCACUGUAAGCCCGUAAUGUCUGCUAAAUGGUAGACGCUUGUAAUAAGCACUUAUAUUCACUUGAACUGAACCUUUAGCACUAAAAGAAACAGAUAAUAUGAACAGGACCUACGGACAAUACUGUAGCCAUUGUUUACAAUAGACAGUCUGUUCUUUUUUAAACAAUGGUAUAGCCAGAUGUUUUUAAGGCCACGUGGAUAGAGGAAAUUCAGUUUGGGACUGAUUAUCUUUUGAAGAAAUAUUUUCAGAAUAGUAUAAUAUAUUAUAUAAAAGAGACACAAAUAGGCAUUUAUACUUGUCUUAAGGCCACAUUAUGCAUAUACGUGGCUUAUAUGUGCAUAUAAUGUAUAAAGUAACUUUUAAAAUCGCGAUAUCUCAGGAAUGGUAACUCUUAGGAAAAAAAUUGUAAGGACUAUUUUUGUAGAGAAUGUUAAGAUCUACAACUUUGGUUUGAUGUUUUAUUUUGAUAAAACUUACCGUUUUCGAGAAAAAUCCAAAAAAUCUCAAAUUUUGACCUUUGACCCCGAAUAACUUUUGUUGCACACAUGGGAUCGAUGGGGACUUUUAAAACUUUAUUUGUUAUGGUAAACUCUAGUUCUCCACCAAAAUUUUGCUCUCCGGCAAUUUUUGUUAUUUGCCAACUAUUUUGAUGUCUAAGUUGACCGGACUAUAAGUGCUUUCAAUAAUGCACUCACAGCAGGCAUAAUAUAUCACAUACAUGUCAGUUAUGCUCUUUUAAUAUUUUCUUUCCUCUAUUGUUUAUUAAAACAUGAUAGGUAACCAACAUUACUUUGUGAAAGUCCUAGAGAGGUCAAAGAAUUACGUUUGUUGUUUAUAUUAUAUUUUGUUUUGAUACUUUAUGAGUACCUAACUAACCUAACUACAGAAAAGGAAAAAUAAUUCCUGAUAUGAUAGAAUCCUUGGAGUUAAUGCUAUGCUUAGUAGCGAAAUAUAGAUAUAGUUUGAACCUUUCUUAAUAACUUUGUUCAUUCAACUUCCAACACCAACGACGUUUUGUGAUAUUUUAUUUUGCGUCGUUAUAGUGGAGUUUUGCAGAAAUAUAUGUAUUUCAUGAUCUCAAACAAGCUUGAGUACCACUGAUAGAUCCUUUAUUGCAAACUAAUUAUGUGCAUCUAUUUUUGGUGGUAUACUUAAACAUUCAAAUGUCAUUUGCUGAUGCACUUGAAUAAACGCUCAAGUUAUCGUCGUUUUAAUUCAGAUCUAGGAUUUACAUUAAGAAUACUCAGCGAGUUAGUACUAGGAGUAGUUUGUUUUGUACUAAUAUUGUUCAUUUUGCCAACUGGGAUAUAUCGAUAGUUUGUAUUUUCUAUAUUCUAUGGAACAGUAUAGACAUAUUUUCAAAAUAGAAUGCUUUUAUCCAAGAGAAACUUUGUGAAAAGAUUUUUAACAUCACGAAAAGUUGACAGGUGUUUUAAUCCAGUUUUUUUAAUUCAAUAAUCAAUCUGGUCUGUCAAUAAAUCUUUGUAUGUAAUCAAAGGCAUAUGUGAGUAAUUAUCAAGUAUGAGUAAUUUAGAUAUAUAUACAAAACUUUUUGGAGUCUUCUAAGUAUAUAAAAGUAAUAAAAAGGGCGAAUCUCAUACAAUACUUAGAUUUAGUAAGUCACAAACAUCAAUUUUUAGUUUAUUUUAUAGUUGGAACAUAAGUGAGACUCCUCUUUGUUAUUAAAGGAAUUAUUUGCAGCAUAUAUAUUUAUUAUUUUCCUGUAUGCUCAAUAAUCUUCGAUGGAUUAUGUCUCUUAUUAGUACUUCGAUUAUUAAAAAAGCAAAAAUGAUAAUAUCAUAUUUGAUUUUUGAUUACAUAUACAUACAUUGACACUCCCUGAAAACAUUUCCACGAUCCUUGUAUAAUAUGUUGAUUUUUAGUUAUUUAGAAUCUUUUAUUUUUAUAUUUUAGUUCAAUUGUAUAAAGACAGUCAUUGUAGAAUAUAUAGCAAACCAAGGUACUCCCAUUACUUCCUUGGAAAUACGGUUCUUUUUACUAUCCAAAAGGAACUUUGGCGUGUUAACGUUUUUUAAUGUGAAUAAUGAAUAUAAUUUUAAUUUCUA